This is a messenger RNA of Pieris rapae (cabbage white), 1442 nucleotides long. RefSeq names its product pickpocket protein 11-like. Lineage: Eukaryota; Metazoa; Arthropoda; Insecta; Lepidoptera; Pieridae. The transcript has 10 exons. Gene Ontology annotation, biological process: sodium ion transmembrane transport. Gene Ontology annotation, cellular component: membrane. The record is from RefSeq and is a predicted model, not a curated record. Bases 41 to 1408 code for a protein of 455 amino acids. Gene Ontology annotation, molecular function: ligand-gated sodium channel activity.
CGCAAUUCCAAGAAAAACAUAUCGUGAUUAUUUUAUUGAAAUGUUUUUAUUUAAGAGAAAGCGUAACAGAAGGAAGGUGUUUAAUUACGUAAAGGAUGGAUUAAGAAAUGCCACUACUCACGGCCUAUCUUACGUUGUUAAUGAUCGCAUUCAUCCAUUUGAAAGAAUAUUUUGGAUGAUCGGCUUUUUAAUAGCAUUUACGCUCAUCAUGUUACUUCUUACAAUUCAGUUUUCCAGGUAUAUCGAUGCUCCAACAGUCAUAAGUGUGGACAUGGACUACUUUGAUUGGAACAUUUCAUUUCCGGCUGUCACUCUUUGUCCAUUUUAUAAAGCUAUUAUUCCUAAACUAAAAGCUAUAUCCAGUCGAAAAUUCAAUGAAACUGGCCUAAAUAUUGAUGGAUAUUUAUGGGCAAUAGUACAAGCAAACUUUGAUAGUUUGGAAUAUAUAAAAUUAGAUUUUCCGGAUGAUGUAAUAUCAACUUUGGAACCCAGAGAUUAUGUGAAAAUCGCGAUGUCGAUGUAUCCGAAUUUCAAUGCCACAGUGGAAACAAAAACGAAACAAAACAUUUCAAUAGUUACAGCGAUGACCGAAAUGGGAUUAUGUUAUGUUCUUAAUUCAAAUGUUGCUAUUUUCGACGAUCCCAACCGGGAAAGUUUUAACAUCUCGAACUACGUCAAAAAUAAUAUUGAACUCUCCAUUUUCGACAGAGACUUCUUCAUAAGAGUAUCCAAUUUCUAUAAAUCUUAUAAGGUAUAUAUUCACAGCCCCGAUGAAAUAAUCACUAGUACCACACCAUCCUACAAUAUCGAUAUAGAAGCUGCUGUGUCUUUUGGUUUGUCUGUUUGGACAACGAGAAUUUCAGAAGAGUUGCGAGUGACUUCACUACGUAUUAGAAAAUGCAGGUUUAUCAACGAAGCUACCAACGACAGAUAUCCAAUUUACUCCUACAGCCAUUGUCUUUUGGAAUGCAGAAUUAAUGUUAUAAAAACAUUAUGCGGUUGUAUACCACAUUUUUAUAAGCCUUUAGCUCAUGAGACGAUAUGUCAUAUCAGACAAUUAAAAUGCCUGAUUCGUUAUAAAAGAGAAAUUUUAACUCUAUCAACGGAAUCAAUAAAUUUAAAUGGUUUACCGUCCAGUUCUCGAGAAUGUGGCUGCUUAAAUACUUGUGAAUUAGAUCAGUACCUUAAAGAUAGAGAAGACUUCACAACCGAAACAUCUUUUACGACAUUGGAUAUUGGUAUAACAACGUUUCCUAAAGUACGCGUUGUCAGAGACAUCAUCGUUCAUUCUUAUGACAUUCUAUUGCGCAGUGGAGGUGUUAUUAACUUGUGCAUCGGCAGCUCUGUAAUAUCUCUAAUGGAAAUACUUGUAACGUUUAUUAAAACAUGUCAUUACAUUUUAUUUUAAAGAGGAAGGAAAAAAUAAAACAGGAAAAUUUUCA